Molecule: messenger RNA, 1026 nt
Organism: Aspergillus heteromorphus CBS 117.55
Lineage: Eukaryota; Fungi; Ascomycota; Eurotiomycetes; Eurotiales; Aspergillaceae
Product: NAD(P)-dependent alcohol dehydrogenase
Exons: 3
Coding region: 1-1002 (333 amino acids)
Biological process (GO): alcohol metabolic process
Molecular function (GO): alcohol dehydrogenase (NADP+) activity; zinc ion binding
Source: RefSeq, a predicted model, not a curated record
AUGAGCAGCAUUACAUACGAUGUGUUCCGUGGCUCUGCCGAGGGUCGGAUUGUCCAGGGCCAGACGACGCAGACCCUUGGGCACAAUGAAGUCUUCAUUGAGACCACCCACUCCGGUCUCUGCGGUACCGACGAGCACUAUCUCAAGGCUGGCCAGGUGCUCGGCCACGAAGGUGUCGGAAUUGUGAAGUCCCUCGGACCCGGUGUCACCGCCGUCAAGGUUGGAGAUCGCGUGGGAUUCGGGUACACCCACAGCAUCUGCACUGCUUGCAACAACUGUGCUACUGGUUGGGACCAGUACUGUGAGAACCAGAAGCAGUACGGAUUCCACGACUUGGAUAACGGCUCCUUCAGCUAUGGCGCCGUCUGGGACGCCAACUGCGUCUACCCCAUCCCAGAGGGUUAUGAUUCCGCCAACGCCGCCCCUCUCAUGUGCGCCGGUGCGACGGUCUGGACCGUCCUGACCGAGUAUGGCCUCCGCUCGACGGAUCGCGUGGCGAUCAUGGGCAUCGGUGGUCUUGGCCACGUUGCCAUCAAGCUGGCUGCCGCGAUGGGAUGCCAUGUUGUCGUUUUGUCCAGCUCUGAGUCCAAGCGCCAGGAGGCCAUGGACUUCGGAGCCUCCGAGUUCCACGUCUUCCGGUCCGGAGGUCCCGCCCCUGAGGGUUUCAAGCCGGUCAAGCACCUGCUGCUUUGUGGAAGCGCCGGUGUCGACUAUCCCUCUCUCCUGCCCCUGAUGGCCACCCACGGAACCAUCUACCCCCUGACGGUGGCUUUUGAGCCUGCUCGCGUGCCCAUGCUGAGCCUCGUGUGGAGGGGCGUCAGCAUCCAGGGUUCUCUGGUCGCUUCCCGUCAGAGCAUCCGCAGUCUUCUCGAGUUCGCGGCCCGCAAGAACAUCACCCCCACGAUCAUGAAGUUCCCCCUCAACGCGGCGGGCAUCGAGGAGGCCAUGCAGACGCUCCGGGAAGGCAAGAUGAGAUACCGCGGAGUGUUGGUGAAGGAGUAAAGGAUGAUUCAAGAUACCAGAUCG